CAACAGCUCGACUCCACUCCUUUCUAUGUCCGCGCGAACAGAACCGUCGCGUAUCGGAUAGGGGUGUGAACAGGCAAGGCCAGUCGCCCCAUAAAACUUACAAUAAAACCCUAACACGACAACAACACCGCGAGGAAACCACCGAAAUACAGUGAAAAAAACACAUUUACCAAGAACAAAACGACUGGAAACGAAAAACUGCACGGUUUGUGUCAAAAAACGGGGAAAAACUGCACAUAACUCGGACGAGUCGCCAUCGAUGUCUCUUCCGCAAUGUCUUGUGGGUGUCAACGGAUGUCCUGCAAGCCUUCAAUGAACUGCAGCACUGAAAACACGGGUCUCCUGGUGUGGGAGUGUUGAGCACGAGCAUGCAGCAGCCGGCGGCGGGGGCCAGCAGCAGGUGACGCCCUCUGGUCCGCUGCUCGCUGCAUCCGCGGAACAUGUCAUGGGACUCUAUAGAGUCGCGCGACUUCCUCAGCGGUGUGCCUGGACACCAGCUGUCUGCGACUAGGCUGCUGAGCUCGCCGGACCCCUCCACACGACAGAACCUAGAUGACCCGCCAGAACUAUACCCGUUCGCUGAAGACUACAACACUGGCAACGCUGAGCUCCGCAAUGGGGCGCUGCGCUGGGGCUCGCGCUUCGGCCCCGCGCACCGCCCGCCGGCCGCCGGGCUGCUGGACUGCUUCCGCGCCUGCCGCAGCCGCCUCGACCAGUACAUGGCUAGGAGGAAGAUCGAGCGCGGCGUGGCCCUGUACGGUCAGAACGAGCAGCGCGCGGCGGUCAAGGUGUGGCUGUCGGCGCUGCGCGGCGUGCGGCACCGCAACGACAAGUUCGCGCUGCUGGGCCAUCUGUACCAGGCGUACAUGGACUUUGGGAAGUACAGGGAAUCCCUGGAGUUCGCGAACAGACAGCUCGGCAUAUCGGAGGAGCUGGACUCGGCGCCGAUGCGCGCGGAGGCCUACCUUAACCUGGCCCGCGCGCACCAGACCCUAGGCGGACUGGACCGAGCACUAUCGUACGCGCGCCACGCCCUCUACAACGACUGCGGCGGCGGGUCGACAGCCGGCUGCGUGCAUCUGACGGUGGCGGUCGUAUCUCUGGAACUGGGCGCCUUCUCUAAAGCCAUGGACGGCUUCCAGAAGGCACUGACUGUAGCGCAGAGCCAGAAUGAUAACACGCUGCUUUUACAGGUCUACGUUGGCUUGUCUGAGCUCUGGCGGCGUCUCCGCGACGCAGAGCGGGCGGUGGCGUGUGCGGCGCGCGCGUGCGACCUCGGCCGCGGCCCGCGAUCGACUGACCUGAACACGCGGUAUCAUCGCGUGGCAUUGUUGCAAAUGGCGGCUUCGUUACGUUCUAGAGGAGAACUUGGGGAUGCACAUGAUUAUUGUAACGAGGCGCUACGGUUGUCAGCAGUGGCUGGAGACCAGGGCUGCUAUGCCAGAGCCGUACGCAUAGCGGGAGAUGUGUAUCGAAGAAAAUGUGAUAUUGGAAAGGCUCUCAGACACUAUGAAAUAGCAAUGGGUCUGGGUCAGACACUCGGCGAUAGGCUGGCACAGAUGGAGGGUAUGGACGGCGCCGCGAGGUGUCUCGAGGCCCUCCGCCUGCAGGGACGCAUCUGCAACUGCCGUCCGUUAGAGUUUAACACACGAUUACUUGAAGUCGCUACGAGCGUUGGGGCUAAGAUGCUAGUACGCCGCGUGCGGCUCCGCCUGGCGUCCAUCUACGUGGCUCUGGGCGACGCCGGCGCGGCGGAGCGGCAACGUCGCGCGGCCGCGGCGUGGGCGCCGCCGGCUUGCGUGGUCUGUCGCGACCCGUACACCGAACAGAUAGAGCAUCUGGCUUCGCUACCUUGCGGACAUAUUGCGCAUGCAGCUUGCAUGCCUGAGUCGUGGUCUCGUCGCUCGUUGCGCAGUGCUGCGACGGCGCCCGACUGCUUCGAGUGUUCCUCACCGGCCGCCCCCCGCGCCCCUCCGCCCGCCCCGCCGGCACCCAGGACCUUGCCGACUCACGCUAAUGAUUUCCCAUUCGGAACGCCGCCGAUGCUCCGCGAUUCAGAUCUAGCUUCGAUACUUUCAGACCACAGCAGUCAACAGGCGACAUCCAGUGUAUAAGCAAGACAAGGUUGUUAUAGGUUUAGACUGGCAAUAUUAUGGAAAGCGUCUGAAAUAUAUAUUUUUACUACAAGACGGCUAAGUCCCACGAAAAAAAGAGAUUAAUUAUAUCUAAAAGAUAUGCUGUGAAUAUUUCUUUUACGAUUUUUAUUUAAGUAUUUUUGUGUGAAAAAGAUCUUUCAAUAAUAUAUUACAGUGCCACAUGCAUUAAAAAACUAUACUUACAUAUGUUUGCAAAAUUUAGUGAAAUUAUUUCGGCGCCGAUAAGGUAUUUGUAACUUUAAGCCACAAACUAUUUUCUUAAUUGAGGAUUCUAGGGUGGACGUCUACACAAACCAUACGCUUUAUAGUAAUAUACACGUUGAUUUCACAAUGUUUUAAGUGCUA
Molecule: messenger RNA, 2501 nt
Organism: Plutella xylostella (diamondback moth)
Lineage: Eukaryota; Metazoa; Arthropoda; Insecta; Lepidoptera; Plutellidae
Product: 43 kDa receptor-associated protein of the synapse homolog
Biological process (GO): synaptic transmission, cholinergic; positive regulation of neuromuscular synaptic transmission
Cellular component (GO): plasma membrane; neuromuscular junction
Molecular function (GO): acetylcholine receptor binding; protein-membrane adaptor activity
Source: RefSeq, a predicted model, not a curated record